UUCAGCGUCCGUGUUGGAGGGAAAUUUAUUCGAAAGUUUACAAUGAACGGUUCACACAUCGAAACUGCCUGUAACACCCCAACCAAAACCAAAUUGUGGAACAUCGAUACUGCCCGCCUGUUGAAUUGUGAAAUCGAGGACGCUCCAUCUAGAAAGAUGAAAAGGACAAGGAAAGGGAAGCCGGUCACAAGGAGGAGGCUCAGUUUCGAUCAGGACGAUGAGGAUGAAUUCGGCCCGGCAAGGAAGAAAUCGAUGAAAGAUUCAAGUUUUACAGUUCUCGAAGAGGAGGAGGAGUGGUUGAAAGAUUCCAUGUUUGAUGUACGGAGAGAGCUAGAUUUUUGUCCUGAGGGAAAUUGGUUGAAGAAGAAGAAGAAAAGGGAAUCCAAUUCUGAAACUGCGAACCGAUGCCAGACCGAUCAUGUAGUGCAAGUGGAAACACAAUUGAAAAGUCUGAAGAUUAAUUAUGUAAAUCGUAUUUAG
Molecule: messenger RNA, 480 nt
Organism: Aethina tumida (small hive beetle)
Lineage: Eukaryota; Metazoa; Arthropoda; Insecta; Coleoptera; Nitidulidae
Exons: 2
Coding region: 43-480 (145 amino acids)
Source: RefSeq, a predicted model, not a curated record